This is a messenger RNA of Psammomys obesus (fat sand rat), 3567 nucleotides long. It is a transcript of the gene Rhbdl3, whose product is annotated as rhomboid like 3. The transcript is spliced from 9 exons. The record is from RefSeq and is a predicted model, not a curated record. Lineage: Eukaryota; Metazoa; Chordata; Mammalia; Rodentia; Muridae. Gene Ontology annotation, cellular component: membrane. The coding region runs from base 138 to 1352 and encodes 404 amino acids. Gene Ontology annotation, molecular function: serine-type endopeptidase activity; calcium ion binding.
GACGAGGGCGGCGCGGAGAGCGGGGCCAUGCGGGCGAGCGCGGAGGCGGCGAGGCGCGCAGCGAGCUCCCGGAGCGGCGCGGCCGCGGCGGCGCAAAGUUAGCCCGGCGCCCCGGGACGAGCGCCGCAGCCUGGGCCAUGGGGGAGCACCCCAGCCCGGGCCCCGCCGUGGCCGCCUGCGCCGAGGCGGAGCGCAUCGAGGAGCUGGAGCCCGAGGCCGACGAACGACCGCCCGCCGCGCCGGAAGACCACUGGAAAGUCCUGUUUGAAAAGUUUGACCCUGGGAGCACCGGCUACAUCAGCACGGGAAAAUUCCGGAGCCUUCUGGAGAGCCACAGCUCUAAGCUGGACCCACACAAGAAGGAGGUGCUCCUGGCUCUCGCAGACAGCCACGCAGAUGGGCAAAUCUGCUACCAGGACUUUGUCAACCUGAUGAGCAACAAGCGUUCCAACAGCUUCCGCCAGGCCAUCCUUCAGGGCAACCGCAGGCUGAGCAGCAAGGCCCUGCUGGAGGAGAAGGGGCUGAGCCUCUCGCAGCGGCUCAUCCGUCAUGUGGCCUACGAGACUCUUCCCAGGGAGAUUGACCGCAAGUGGUACUAUGACAGCUACACCUGCUGCCCUCCGCCCUGGUUCAUGAUCACGGUCACGCUGCUGGAGGUGACUCUCUUCCUGUACAAUGGGGUCCUCCUGGAUCAGUUUGUGCUGCAGGUGACGCAUCCCCGGUACCUGAAGAACUCGCUGGUUUACCACCCGCAGCUCCGAGCACAGGCAUGGCGCUACCUGACCUACAUCUUCAUGCAUGCAGGGGUAGAACAGCUGGGACUCAACGUGGCACUGCAGCUGCUGGUUGGGGUACCCCUGGAGAUGGUGCAUGGAGCCACCCGGAUCGGGCUUGUCUACGUGGCUGGCGUUGUGGCAGGCUCCUUGGCUGUGUCUGUGGCUGACAUGACCGCACCUGUUGUGGGCUCUUCCGGAGGGGUGUAUGCGCUCGUCUCCGCCCACCUAGCCAACAUUGUCAUGAAUUGGUCAGGCAUGAAGUGCCAGUUCAAGCUGCUUCGGAUGGCUGUGGCCUUGAUCUGUAUGAGUAUGGAGUUCGGGAGGGCCGUGUGGCUCCGCUUCCACCCAUCGGCUUAUCCCCCUUGUCCCCACCCAAGCUUCGUGGCACACUUGGGUGGCGUGGCCGUGGGCAUCACGCUUGGCGUGGUUGUUCUAAGAAACUAUGAGCAGAGGCUGCAGGACCAGUCGCUAUGGUGGAUUUUUGUGACCAUGUACACCAUCUUCGUGCUGUUUGCUGUCUUCUGGAACAUCUUUGCCUACACACUGCUGGACUUGAAGCUGCCACCGCCCCCCUAAGGGACUGGAGGACCGAGGCAGGGAGGGGAGGAAGCAGAAGCAUCUAGAGGAAAUACCUGCAUCUGUUUGUCAUCACCAAUCCGGCGAGACGGGGGAGAACCAGAGACUCUUUGAGCUGGGCUGCAUGUGUUUUGAUUUGGAAGGAUGGUGGGGAGAUGGAUGUGGCUGCUGUCAUUUUCCUAGGCUAGUCUGAUGCUCUGGGGCCAGGGGGAAGGCUGGGGGAGGGUGAGAGCGGCUGGCCCUGUGGCUUGGCCCUGUCCCAUGUGCUCUCCUCUUACUGCCACAGAAUGAGCAAAUAGCACUCUUGCUAGUCUUCUACCUGGAGAGACACUGGGACAAACGGAAGGCCUGAGAAAGCCACAGCCAGGCAGCACCCCCCCCCCAACCCAGAGGUAACUGUAGGCUAGGUCAUGUUCUCUCUGUGGCUCAAGGUGCUGGGCAUUUUGGCCUUGAUCUGGAGGAGCCCAGAGCACCCCAGGCUCAGGUCCUGAAAAUGGGUGCUGUGCCAUGGCCCCUAGAGCUGGGCAGGGAGAUACCAUAAGCUCCAGGCCUUAUUUUUGCCCUGGGGGAUCUGAGAGGGUUCCGUGUCUCUGGCAAUUAACUUCAACCUACCUUCCCAAUGCCCAGGACCAAUUUCUCCUCUUCCUGCCUAGGGUUGUGAAUGCUGGCAUCUCAGACCAUUACUUCUGCAUCUUUCCCUGCCUGGAUUGUGGGGUCUUCUCCCCUCUCUACUGCCCUGACCCAGGGUGUGUGUGUGUGUGUGUGCGUGUGCGCGAGCGCGCAGGUCAGAACCUGCAGAAAGGAAGUUGGGGACAGUGUGCACGUGAGGAUUUCUAUCUGGGAUUUCUGGAAUGGGUAGCAUCAGUGUGCUGCAGUGUGCUUGCUCAGUGGUCUUGCUUUGAGCAUAACUCACUCCCCUUUCCCAAGCAUCACCGACCAGCAGAAAAAUUGUCCAUGCUGGAGGGAAGACCAAAGCCCUACCAGGACCUUUGGGAGGAAAUUUUCAGCUGUGUUCUUCUGGUUCCCUCUGGAGUGGCCUUCAUGUCUGUCCUGCCUCCUGUUAAAGAGACAGUCCUUGAGAUGAAAGAAAGCCUAGGACUGUGAUGCUGCAGUCACUUUCCAUACGAGCUGCUGACACAGGGGGCUAUGGUAAAAGAUAUUUUGGUGAAAAACGUAGCCCCAGAGAAGACUGUUUUUAAGGCAGAGGAGAUUCAGCACUAAGAGCCAUUUUUGCCUAGAGCAUUCGUGGAGGGAUCUGAAUCAAAAUGUAUCUGGGAGCUUAGGUGAGCGUCCAGGGUAAGAGCAGCUGUAGACUUAGAUGGUUAGAUCUAGAGGGAACUUGGAAGUGAUCUUACAGGGAAAGUGAGGUGGAGGGAGGGGUCUUGUGCUGCCCAUAUCCUAGCACUAGGAGCUGCUGGGAGCCUUAAGUGGAGGCCUGGAGGCAGGUGACCUUUGUAUUGCCUUUGGGACUCUCAGCCCCUGAGGGUCCAGGAUGAGGAACCACAGACCUAGGAAGUGAGGGGCAGAGCAUGAAGGAGCAAGGGCAGGAGGACAGGAACUGUUCCUGGGUCCCCUCCUCAUUCCAGCAACUCUGACAGAGGUUAGAGGACUCCUUUCUCCUGAGUCCUUCAUCCCCUCCUCUCCAAUGUGGCCACCAGUCAGGGCUGGGAUUCAGAGGGCUGUGCCGCUCUCGUGUUGAUGGUUAUAGGUAGGCCUUAAAGGCUAGGGAAUCUCCAGAGAGCGGCUAUGUAGACUAGUUUGCUUUUAAAGGGGAGAAGACUCAUGGAAGCCAGGGAAGGGAAGACAGGCCUUCAAAAAAGAAAAAAAAAAGAAAUUUCACUUUAAUGACACCAUUCAUCACUCAUUUUUUUAAUUAGGAAAAGCUCCCUAACGGGCCUCUUUUGACUCUCAAUUUCCACGUGAGCCAUUUUUGCCUAGAGCAUUAGUGGAGGCAUUGCUCACCGAACCAGAUCUUCCUCUAGUGUCCAAUUCAGUUUGCAGAAAAUGAGGAUUACCCAGUGCUAUGUGCUUCCCAGGGCUGGCUGCAAAUUGUUGAAUCUCCUCUGCCUUAAAAACAGUGCCCGUUAGUGAGCGGCCCCUCCAAGGACUAAGUAAAAAAACAAAACACUAGCCACAAUGUUGGUUUCUAAAUAUUUUUGUAUUGUGUACAUUCUGUAUAUUUUUGUUGUAACAUAUUAUUUGAGCACAGAUUCCA